CCCGGGCACGGGGGGGAGGAGGAGUAGGAGGGGGGUCUCGCCGCUCCCGAAAUGUCGCAGACUGCCAUGUCCGAAACCUACGAUUUCCUGUUUAAGUUCCUGGUCAUAGGAAAUGCUGGUACUGGAAAAUCCUGUUUACUACACCAGUUUAUUGAAAAGAAAUUCAAAGAUGACUCAAAUCAUACUAUCGGAGUGGAAUUUGGUUCAAAGAUCAUAAAUGUUGGUGGAAAAUAUGUAAAACUGCAGAUAUGGGAUACAGCAGGACAAGAGAGAUUCAGGUCUGUAACAAGGAGUUACUAUAGAGGUGCUGCAGGUGCUUUGCUUGUCUAUGAUAUAACCAGCCGGGAAACCUACAAUGCGCUUACUAAUUGGUUGACGGAUGCAAGAAUGUUAGCAAGUCAAAAUAUUGUGAUAAUACUGUGUGGAAACAAAAAGGAUCUUGAUGCAGAUCGUGAAGUUACUUUUUUAGAAGCAUCCCGGUUUGCACAAGAAAAUGAGCUGAUGUUCUUGGAAACAAGUGCACUAACGGGGGAAAAUGUUGAAGAGGCCUUUGUACAGUGUGCAAGAAAAAUACUUAAUAAAAUUGAAUCAGGAGAACUGGAUCCAGAAAGAAUGGGCUCAGGUAUUCAAUAUGGAGAUGCUGCCUUGAGACAGCUGAGAUCACCACGUAGAGCACAAGCACAAAGUGCUCAAGAAUGUGGGUGUUAAAGAAACAAAACACAAAAUCCCAAAUACUCACUUUAAAUACAGAAGCUGUACUUGCAAGUGGUGUUUGAAGAAACAGACAAAGCUUGAAGGCUCUGCAGUUUUUAAAAACAUCUUUCCACUAUCUACAAACAGAGCAUACCACAGCUGACAGAAAGGUGUACCGUGUGUUGUGCGGCAGGAAGGCUCAUGUGACACAAAAGUCUGCAAAGCAAACUUGGUAAUUUGGUGGGCAGUGUUAAGUCUCAUACCUGUAUGUGAACAUUUUUCAUUACCUAUUUUUGUUUCUUUCACCUCUUGUUUAAAGCAUUGCUAUAUACUGUAAAUAAUGUAACAGUAAAUUUACAAAGCAUGGUAUACUUACGUAUGCUGAUAGAAUGUUGCACUACAAGCAGUUUAAUAUUUUAUUUUUUUAUCAUAUAAACAAAUUUAACAGAGGUAGGCUUUGUCAUGUUUGUU
This is a messenger RNA of Phaethon lepturus (White-tailed tropicbird), 1164 nucleotides long. It is a transcript of the gene RAB4A, whose product is annotated as RAB4A, member RAS oncogene family. The transcript is spliced from 8 exons. Gene Ontology annotation, biological process: regulation of endocytosis; Rab protein signal transduction. The record is from RefSeq and is a predicted model, not a curated record. Gene Ontology annotation, cellular component: endosome. Gene Ontology annotation, molecular function: GTP binding; GTPase activity. Lineage: Eukaryota; Metazoa; Chordata; Aves; Phaethontiformes; Phaethontidae. Bases 52 to 708 code for a protein of 218 amino acids.